Molecule: messenger RNA, 1644 nt
Organism: Eubalaena glacialis (North Atlantic right whale)
Lineage: Eukaryota; Metazoa; Chordata; Mammalia; Artiodactyla; Balaenidae
Product: thimet oligopeptidase-like
Biological process (GO): peptide metabolic process; proteolysis
Cellular component (GO): mitochondrial intermembrane space
Molecular function (GO): metalloendopeptidase activity
Source: RefSeq, a predicted model, not a curated record
GGCAUGGCCCACGGUCCCCAGCGCCGGCCGGCUCUGGGUUCCAGGAGAACUGCACGAUCCUCGGGGAGCUGGUGAGGCUGCAGGGCCAGAAGUCCUGCCUGCUGGGGUUCAGCACGCGUGCCGACUCCGUGCUGGAGAUGAACAUGGCCAAGACCAGCCAGGUGGUGGCCACUUUCCUAGAUGAGCUGGCCCAGAAGCUGAAGCCCCUCGGGGAGCAGGAGCCCGUGAUCCUGGAGCUAAAGAAGGCCGAGUGCCAGAGGCGGGGCCCGCACUUUGACGGGCCCAUCAACGCCUGGGACCUGCGCUACUACAUGAACCAGGGGGAGGAGACGCGCUACCGCGAGGACCAGUACCUGCUCAAUGAGUCCUUCCCCACGCAGGUGGUCACGCGCGGGCUGCUGGGCAUCUCCCAGGAGCUGCUGGGGCUGACCUUCCACCUGGAGGAGGGCGCCAACGUGUGUCACGAAGACGUGAGGCUCUACACGGUCCGGGACGCGGCCUCGGGCAAGGUCAUCAUCGGCAAGUUCUACCUGGACCUCUACCCUCGGGAAGGGAAGUCCGAGCACGCGGCCUGCUUCGGCCUGCAGCCGGGCUGCCUGCAGCAGGAUGGGAGCCGCCAGAUCGCCAUCGUGGCCAUGGUGGCCAACUUCACCAAGCCCACGCCCGACCCGCCCUCCCUGCUGCAGCACGAUGAGCUGGAGACCUACUUCCACGAGUUCUGGCAAGCGAUGCACCAGCUCCGCUCCCAGGCCUCUUCAACCUGCGCCAGAUCGUCCUGGCCGAGGUGGACCAGGCCCUGCACACGCAGACGCCCGCGGACCCGGCCCAGGAGAAUGCCUGCCUCUGCCAGGAGAUCCUCGGGGGCCCAGCCAUGCCAGGUGGCCAAGCGCGAGCCGGGCCCACCUUACCUGGAAGAGGCAGGAGAGGGCUUCAUAGCCCGGACGGAACGCGUCGACGAGGUUUGCCCGUGCGUGUCGGUGCGGACACGCGGUUCACUCCCUCGUGAGCGCUUUAACCCGCGCUCUCCCCGUGCUGGAGGGCGAGCCCUGACUCAUCCCUCGGAGCCUCGGCAGCUGACCUUAGCGGCCAGGGGGCCGGGCAGGAGCCUCUCCGCGUGUGUCCCAGGGACCCACCUGCCUGCGACCUUCGGCCGCCUGACAGGAAGAUACAGCGCCCAGUCCUAUGGCUACCUGUGCAGCGAGGUGUACUCCGCGGACACGUUCCACACACGCUUCAAGCAGGAGGGCGUCCUGAGUGGCAAGGUUGCCAUGGACUACAGAAGCUGCAUUCUGAGGCCAGGCGGCUCCAAGGAUGCCAAGGGCAUGGUGAAGCACUUCCUGGGUUGCGACCCCACGCAGGAUGCCUUCCUCCUGAGCAAAGGGCUGCAGGUUGAGGGCUGCAAGCCGCCGGCCUGCUGACGGCACGGGGUUCUGUCCACCCAGGCGGGCCCGGUGCCUUAGCGCCCCGCCGGGGCGGGGGAGGUGCCGCGUGUCCUCCCAGCCCCUGAGUCCCUGGCGGCCGGCCUCGGCCAAAAGUCUCCACCUGGACGUGUCUGGAGAGCCUGGCGUCAAGGCUCCCCCUUGUUGCACUAAUGCAAUCCCUUCCUGGGGAGCUCUCCUGCUUACAAAACGGUUCUUUGAAAAC